Molecule: messenger RNA, 636 nt
Organism: Oldenlandia corymbosa var. corymbosa
Lineage: Eukaryota; Viridiplantae; Streptophyta; Magnoliopsida; Gentianales; Rubiaceae
Source: the annotation of a GenBank genome assembly
AUGUUUAGGGGAAUUACCUUUGAGAAAAGUAAGGAGUUGAGGAUUUCAAUAUUGGUGCACACUAUCAAGCCUUCUAAUGCUCUGGCCUGUAAGACUUACACUGAAGCUUUGACUACGUUAAAAUUGGCAAGAAAAUCAGUUGAUGAUUUCAGUGAUCAACACUUUGAUGAGAAAGCUUUGAUUGCGACCUCGGAUUUCCUUAAUUGUCUCAUGUCCUUGCUUUGGGAAGUGCUUCAACCAGUGAAUGCUUGUGCCGUUGUUCCAGCGAAGGAUCAACGGUUAGAGCUAUACGAAGGACUCAGAUACUUGAGGAAAGAAAAUGUAACACCGGUGGACAUUGGGCGCCUUUCGAAGUUGUUAGAAUCGAUCAAACUUAUUAUGGCAGAACUUGGAGAGAAAGAACCACAUGUAUUCUCUCGAAGUAGUACCCAGUUGGCUUAUGUCGACCCUGUUUUAAAAAAAUUGUUUGAGUUGAAAAGCUGCGGUGUUCAACCAACUGCAAUGACUCAAGCUGAAACUAUCCAAGAGGAACUUGUCUGCCUAAGAUAUUUCUUGGGUGACAUUAUGGAAUUGCAACUUGAUGAUCAGCAAGAACUCCAAAGUUUGUGGGUUCAUGUUCUGGGUCUGAUAUACUAG